Messenger RNA from Cariama cristata (Red-legged seriema), 2100 nucleotides. RefSeq names its product Hermansky-Pudlak syndrome 4 (gene HPS4). NCBI's taxonomy places the organism in Eukaryota, Metazoa, Chordata, Aves, Cariamiformes, Cariamidae. Gene Ontology annotation, biological process: vesicle-mediated transport. Bases 145 to 2100 code for a protein of 651 amino acids. The transcript has 12 exons. The record is from RefSeq and is a predicted model, not a curated record.
AAUUACUUUUUCCUUUAUGAUGGUUCAAAGGUUAAGGAAGAAGGAGAUCCUACAAGUGCUGGGAUUUGUUAUUUUUAUCCUUCUCAGACUCUCCCCGACCAGCAGGAACUGCUGUGCGGACAGAUUGCCGGAGUGGUGCACUGCAUGACUGAGAUUUCUGGAGUUCCUCCAAGUCUCAUUCGCCUGAGGAAGCUCAAGUUUGCAGUUGUAGUGGAUGGAGACUAUCUGUGGGUUCUGGGCUGUGCUGUUGAGCUCCCUGAUGUCAGCUGUAGACGGUUUCUGAAGCAGUUGAUCAGCCUCUUCACCUUCUACAAUGGACCUGUGCACCGUGCGUACAUGGAAUUUUCUCAGGAGGAACUGAGCAGGCAGUGGGACAGGUACAUUGAACAUAUCCAAAAAAACACCAGUGACCUCCACAAGAUUUUCAAUUCUCUCUGGAAUCUGGACAAAACCAAGGUGGACCCCCUGCUUUUACUGAAAGCAGCUCUCAUCUUGCAAACUUGCCAGCGGUCUCCCCAUGUCUUGGCAGGCUGCAUUCUCUACAAAGGCUUGAUUGUGAGCACCCAGCUGCCACCUCCUCUCACUGCCAAAGUUCUCCUCCAAGGCAAUGAGUCUCCAGGCCAGAGUGAGCCUGGAGGUGAGGAGCAGCAGGAGCCUGAUUCUCCAUUGCCGCAGGGUGUCUGUAUCAUUCCGGUAUUCCUAACAGAAGAUGAAGUCUUAGUGCUCCGAGACUUUCCAGUGGAGUGGAUGACUAGGUCAUCUGUGUCCCCAGCAAGCCCUAGAGGAGAGAAGAAUGCUGUCUGCUCCCAGGCAGUUUCAGAAUCAAUGGGAGUUCAUGAAAACCAAGACAUGAAUAAUAUUUCUGUGCAGGAGUCCCCUGAGCAAGCUUCAAGCACAGCUGCACCAGAAGAUGCUGUUCCAUCAGGCAGCCUUGCAAACACUGGUCCUUUGAAGGGCUUCCCCGAAAUGGAAGCCAGUACCAAGAAUUCUCCAAGGGCAAAACUGAGUAGACCAGACAGCAAAAGCUCAGAGCUCAGUAGAAAUGUGUCCUUCCCAUCAGAGAGACAGAUGAAGCAGCUGCUGAGCCCUUCCACACUCCAUACUGCUGAAUAUGCUCAAACUAUAGGUCGAUAUCUGGAAGGAUUUUCUUUUCCAAACCCUUAUGCCAGGGAGCAGGAGAGUCAGAACAUGGGGAAAUCCCUUGCGGACUCUGAUGUUGAGCAACGCAGUUUCCAAAGUUAUCAUGCAGCCAGUGACAGUUCAGCUAUUUGCUCUCCUGCCCGAGAGUUGAGCAGAAGGAAAUCAAGUGAGCAAGAUGAGCAAGGGACUAUGAGCCAAAAUAGCAUCUCUGGAGAAAGCCGCGGUGCAGCUGAUGGCAAUGGGUGGGGUUUGGAUUGUCCAGCCACUGCUGCACAAUCAGAGCUCCAAAGCAGGAGGCAGCUGCCAGCUGUAGAGGUCCAGGAGAGUCUGCCCAGUGGCCCAGCAGAGAACACGCACUGUCCCAGGAGCAGGGAGCGUGGCUGGCCACCUCAGGUGGAUGGUCUGGCAGCCCAGGCUGGCGUGGAAUCAGGCAAACAGUGCAAACUAGUUAAGAUGAGCUUGUAUGUUCACUGCGUUAAGGGGCUUGUGCUCUCUCUUCUGGCUGAAGAUGACCUCCGAGAGGACCAGAGCUCCAUUGAAGAUGUGUACCACAGCAGUCUGGCUUCUCUAAAUGGCCUCGAGGUUCAUCUGAGGGAAACUCUUCCCAAAGACUCCUCAUCCUCAUCCAAGACAACCUACAGCUUCACUCACUAUGACUGCAUUCAGAACAUACUUACGGCCAACCUGCCCCACACACCUGGUCCUCUGGAUCGGCACUUCCUGAGAGCUGCUACACUGAUCCACUCCGACUUCAGCCAGCUUCCGACUGCUUCAGAAGUGAUCAUUAGGAACGCCUCCACGGCCGUGUACGCCUGCCGAAACCCCGUCCAGGAAACCUACUUCCAGCAGCUGGGUACUCCGCUCCGCAACUCGGGUGUUCCCAACCCUCACGACAGUGCGUUCAGCUUGCCAAGCAAGGCAAAGCAAAAGCUGCUGAAGCAUGGAGUGAACCUGCUUUGA